Helicoverpa zea (corn earworm) is the source of this 392-nucleotide messenger RNA. Its product is annotated as transcriptional repressor protein YY1-like. The coding region runs from base 81 to 311 and encodes 76 amino acids. The record is from RefSeq and is a predicted model, not a curated record. The transcript has 2 exons. Lineage: Eukaryota; Metazoa; Arthropoda; Insecta; Lepidoptera; Noctuidae.
UAUGAGAUGCCCUCAUCGACCUCAUGUGAGUAUAUAAGGGUCCCGUCUAUUGCCACUGGCAUAGUGCAAGUACGUCUACAAUGAACACAUUCACUUUCUUCGCCCUGGUAAUCUGCGCCAUCUUCGCUCUGGUGAGCGCAGUUCCGCAGCCGGACGCAGAGAUAUCUAUCAAUGGAGCAGGGCCUGUUCCUGCGGAGUUAUUCGAAGGAGCAGAGUCCCGAGGAUACAACCGUCAUGGAGGCGGUGGCGGCCACGGACACUACGGACAUGAUCACCACCACGGACAUGGACAUCACGGACACGGACGUUAAGGACCAAUGCAAUGUUUUUCGAAGUAAUGUUUACUGAUUUCGGAAUGUUUAUUUUUUUUGUAAUAAAAGCAAUUGAUUGGA